CACGAUGAGAAAUGUGAGUACGUUUCUAAUAGCCACCAACACCUCCCUGGCAAGCCCAGCUUCUGUCGGGACCGACUCGGCUUACAAAUCCACGGAGUACAAGGCUGUCUCGGUACUGUUGGUAUUGACAAUAUGUGGCACUGGAAUCAUUGGCAAUGUAAUGGUGGUGCUGGUGGUCUUGACCGGCAGACACAUGAGAACCCCAACCAACUAUUACUUGCUCAGCCUCGCUGUCGCCGAUCUCAUGGUCCUUGUCGCUGCUGGAUUACCGAAUAUUUCUGACAGUCUGAUAGAGCAGUGGAUCUAUGGGCAUGUGGGCUGCCUGGGUAUUACCUACCUCCAAUACUUGGGCAUCAAUGCAUCGUCGUGCUCCAUCACAGCGUUCACUGUGGAAAGAUACAUCGCCAUCUGCCACCCAAUGAAAGCACAGUCCAUAUGCACUGUCUCCAGAGCCAAGAAAAUCAUAGCAUUCCUUUGGUUCAUUACCUCCUUCUAUUGCAUGCUGUGGUUCUUCUUGGUGGAUCUCAACAUCGACAGCAGGCAGAAUGUUGCGUGUGGCUACAAAGUCUCCAGGAAUCUCUACUUGCCCAUCUACUUCAUUGAUUUUGCCAUCUUCUAUGUGAUCCCUUUGAUCGUGGCCACAGUGCUGUAUGGCCUGAUCGGACGAGUGCUUUUCCUCAGUCCCAUGCCCAAGCAGGUUAAUACAGGACCUGAGCAAUGGAGGCCGCACCAUGCACCAGAGCAAAUCGGUUCCCACUCUGCCAGCUGGACAAGUAAAGGAUCCAUUUCAUGCAGAAAACAGGUAACUAAGAUGCUUGCUGUGAUUGUGAUUCUAUUUGCCUUACUCUGGAUGCCGUACAGAACAAUAGUCGUGGUCAACUCCUUCAUGGACAAGCAAUAUGAGAAUAUUUGGUUCCUUCUAUUCUGCAGACUAUGCAUCUACACCAACAGUGCUAUCAAUCCUGUCAUUUACAAUCUAAUGUCUCAGAAAUUCAGAUCUGCUUUCAAAAAACUGUGCAACUGCAGUCAAGAUGACACUCGGCACCGACUGUUGUACACAACCCGACUUAAUUACAGUUCAGUGAAAGAUGCCAUCAAAGGGAAACCUGAAGUUAAUGGCAAGCAACACAGUGUAAAGAAGAACGAUCAGGAGAAAGACAACAACAUAAAAAUGGAGGAUGUGACACUUGCAGCACCAGACCAGAACGGGGCGGCUCCUAGACACGGGGUCGUGCAUCACAUCCCCACCGUGGGCCCUCCGGUGCAUGCUCGGGCGCGCCGCCUACCGCCGGACAAACUGCGCAUCGCCCGGGACGAAUAUCAACUGAUGGAGGACAUGGGGAUUGACUUCUCUGCACACCUCGAGGGCGCCGCGUUCUUUUCCAAGGUUGACCUCGUCCGGGGUUACAACCCCAUGCACCCCGACGAUGUCCCGAAAACCGCCACGAUCACCCCGUUCGGCCUGUUCGAAUGGCUGGGAAUGCCGUUCGGAUUAAAGAACCCCGCGCGGGCAUUCCAGCGGCUGAUGGACCAGCUGCUGCCAUUAUGUGUCCCCUGUUCUGGUGCCUGGCGGGCAAACCGCGGGACCUCGCGUGGUCCGAGGAGGCGGACGCGGCUUUCGAGGGUGCCAAGGGAGCUAACGCUACCAUGUUGGUGCACCCGCGCGCUUCCGCCCCCACCGCGUCAGCUGCGGCCUCCAGAAUGCAACUACAGCGCUUUCGACCGCGAGCUUCUGGUGCUGGACCUGGCCCUCCAGCAUUUCAGGUAUUUUCUCGAGGGCCGGGUGCUCACCGCGUUCAUGGACCACAAGCCCCUUACUUUCACCCUGGGUAAGAUCGCUGAUCCGUGGCCCGCCCGUCAAAAUUCGGAAUUUACGAUCGAUGUCCGCCACGUUGCAGGGAAACUUAACGUCAUUGCUGACGCGUUGCCCUGCCCCGCCAUCCCGUCCGUUUUGGCCCUCGACCAUGGUAUCGACUACAGUGAGCUGGCAGCAACACAGCGGGCAGAUGCUGGUACGGACAAAUACCGCACGGCAGUAGCGCCUUGCGGAGCGGUAGGCAUCAUGGUCUUGUGCGAUGUCUCCACAGGUCGCGCCCGCCCUAUUGCCCCCGUCAGUUGGCGACGGCGGGUCUUCGACGCCGUUCAUGGCCUGGCUCACCCGUCCAUUCGGGCGACGUUCGCUUUGGUAGCGGCCUAG
Molecule: messenger RNA, 2197 nt
Organism: Amblyraja radiata (thorny skate)
Lineage: Eukaryota; Metazoa; Chordata; Chondrichthyes; Rajiformes; Rajidae
Product: thyrotropin-releasing hormone receptor-like
Exons: 5
Coding region: 5-2197 (730 amino acids)
Biological process (GO): phospholipase C-activating G protein-coupled receptor signaling pathway
Cellular component (GO): membrane
Molecular function (GO): thyrotropin-releasing hormone receptor activity
Source: RefSeq, a predicted model, not a curated record